Mobula hypostoma (lesser devil ray) is the source of this 8950-nucleotide messenger RNA. RefSeq names its product toll-like receptor 3 (gene tlr3). NCBI's taxonomy places the organism in Eukaryota, Metazoa, Chordata, Chondrichthyes, Myliobatiformes, Myliobatidae. Bases 440 to 3148 code for a protein of 902 amino acids. Gene Ontology annotation, biological process: toll-like receptor signaling pathway; inflammatory response; immune response. The transcript has 7 exons. Gene Ontology annotation, molecular function: transmembrane signaling receptor activity; protein binding. The record is from RefSeq and is a predicted model, not a curated record. Gene Ontology annotation, cellular component: plasma membrane.
GUCCGCGUCCCGAUUUCCAUGACGGUCGAGCGGGUCUCGGGUGAAAGCCAGCCUGUUGAUUUUGGCGAAUGAGCAAUUUUAUACGAAUAUAUCACCCUGAACUUUGCCUGCAUUCUAUGUAGACUCUCGCUUUUGGCGCCCUCUACUUUCCCGGACUGUACUACACUUUGUGCAGCUAGAACUCGGUCCGCAACUGCCAGCACUCGGGAAGAGGGCGAAGAAUUCACGAGAGCCAGCCUCGGAAGUGAAAGUUCCAAGAGGGAGCCGGCCUACCUAACACCCAAAGGUGUUGGACCGGGUCGACAUGGUCGAACACCAGUUGUCCUAUGCUGCCUGGCCUGCUGAGUUCCUCCAGCAUUUUGUGUGUGUUGCUUGGAUUGCCAGCAUCUGCAGAUUUUCUCUUGCUUGAGGUGGAAGAUUCACAACCCUGCAGGUGAAAAUGGAUUUCCGGGCCUUUGUCUUGUGGUUAGUGGUGACGUUAUCAUAUUUUGAUACCACAUUCUCUGAAAACCAAUGUAAGAUAAAGGAUCUGGUUGCUGAUUGCAGUCACUUGAAGCUCUCUGAGAUCCCUCCAGACCUGCCUACCAACAUAACAGAACUCAAUCUCUCCCACAACCAGCUGAAGCGUUUGCCAAGCUCUACACUAUCCAGAUACAAUCAGCUUCAAACCUUGCAUGCUGGAUACAAUGACAUUCCAAAACUCGAUGAGGGCCUCUGUAAAGUUCUGCCACUCCUGAAUGUGUUAGCACUGGAACACAACCAGUUAUCAACGUUGGCAGUAUGUUACUUCUCGUACUGCAGACACUUGACCGAAUUGUAUUUACAGUCCAAUAGAAUUAAGCAGACCUCAGGGGAUGUUUUUGGCAGCCUUCAGGAAUUAAAAAUCCUGGAUUUGUCUCGCAAUAAACUGGUCUCUGCCAGUCUGGGAGUCCAUCAGCAAUUACCGAAGCUGCAAAGACUGGUGUUGUCCGCAAACAAAAUUGUGCAGUUGAAAUCAAACGAUUUUGCCAUCCUUAGCAAUACCACAUUGUACCAGUUGGACCUGUCCUUCAAUAAACUAACUCAGUUUGAACAUAAAUGUUUCCGCACAAUUGGAAGUCUACGCAGUCUGGUUUUAGACGAUGUUACUCUGCAGCAUGGUAUCACCAAGCAACUUUGUGAAGAAUUGUCAGGAACAGAUAUUGCCACACUUUCUUUGAGGAAUACGUAUCUGAAAUUAGAGCAGAAUACUUUUGCUGGAUUAGCAAAAACUAAGUUAAUAUCUCUUGACCUGUCCAACAAUAAGUUAACCACGUUGCCAGGCAACUUGUUUCAAUGGUUGCCUCACUUGGAGAACCUUUCUCUUGAAAACAACAAUAUCAGACAUAUUGGCAAUGAAACUUUUACUGGAUUAGGUAAUUUAAAAAGUUUGAACCUUAAGAAAAGCCUCAAAGGACAGGACAUCUCAGACAAAGUACAAUCCAGUAUUGAUGACUACUCCUUUCAAGGGUUAGGGAAUUUAAUCUAUCUCAAUUUAGAAGAUAGUACUAUUGUAGGUAUAAAGAACCAUACUUUCUCUGGCUUAGUAAGUUUGAAAUACCUGAGCAUGUAUAACUGUUUGGUGGAUUUUAGGACGAUAAAUAAUAAAACUUUUCUGUCCCUUACAAAAUCUCCCCUCAUUAACUUAAACCUAACAAAAACAAAGAUUUCAAGGCUUCAGGCUGGUGCAUUUUCCAUCUUCAAUAGGUUGAGGAAACUGGACCUAGGCCUCAAUUCUAUCUCUCAGACCCUUACUGGAGAGGAAUUCCAAGGGUUGAAUGCAAUAGAGGAGAUAUACCUAUCAUUUAACUUCAAACUGACUUUAACAUCAUCGUCCUUUGAGAAUGUUCCUUCGAUUAAAAUCUUAAUGCUUAGCAAGUCAAAGAUUUCGACACUGAACUUUCAACCUUCACCGUUUCAUCUUCUUCAGAAUCUCACAGUCCUUGAUCUUAGCAACAAUAAUUUGGCUAAUUUACAUAAAGAUGUUUUCAGUGAUCUCCUGCGGCUUCAGGUUUUAAAGUUACAACACAAUAACUUGGCACGUCUCUGGAAAAGUAUUAAUCCCGGUGGUCCAGUUCUUUACCUUUAUGGAUUGAAGGAGCUUCGGGUACUUGACUUGCAAUCAAGUGGUUUAGAUGAGAUUCCGGAAAAGGCUUUUCAGGGAUUAUUUAAGCUAGAAACUCUAGAUUUAAGUUUGAACAACAUAAACUUUCUUCCAGAUCAUGUACUUGAUGACUUAGAAUCUCUCAAGUUCCUAUAUUUGCAGAAAAAUCUUAUUACCUCUGUUGCAAAAGAUGUUUUCAACCAAGUGUUUAGCAACUUAGCAGCUCUCUACAUGGGAUUUAACCCUUUUGAUUGCACUUGUGAAAGUAUUUCCUGGUUUGUUACUUGGCUCAAGAAGACCAAUAGCAGUAUCCCUGGCUUGAAAAAUCAAUAUAUUUGCAACACUCCUCUGAGUUACCACAACAGUAGUGUUGCAGCUUUUGACACAUCUCUCUGCAAAGAUCAUGUCCCAUUUAAGGGUGCUUUCAUAAUUAGCAGUAGUGCUAUAUUUAUAUUUGUAUUCACUGUGCUAGUGGUUCAUUUCCAAGGCUGGAGGCUGGAAUUUUACUGGAACGUUUCUGUUAAUCAGAUGUUUGGAUUUAAAGAGAUAGAUCAUUUAGAAGCCCAAUUUGUGUAUGAUGCUUACAUCAUCCAUGCCAAAAAUGACAUUGAGUGGGUCAAUGAUAACCUGAUGCCUUUGGAGAAAUGUGAGCAAUUUGAAUUCCAAUUUUGCCUAGAGGAGCGGGACUCUGAAGUUGGAAUUUCCGAACUGCAGUCCAUUGUGGACAAUAUAAGCCGAAGCAGGAAAAUCAUCUUUGUCGUGACUGUGGAGCUUCUAAAGGAUCCAUGGUGCAGAAGGUUCAAGGUCCACCAUGCAAUGCAGCAAGUGAUUCAGCAAAGCAGAGAUUCCAUUAUUUUGAUCUUUUUGCAAGACAUCCCUGAUUAUAAAUUGAACCAGAUGCUUUGCCUCCGAAGAGGAAUGUUUAAAUCACACUGCAUUCUUAACUGGCCUGUCCAGAAUGACCGAAUAUCAGCCUUCUACCAGAAGUUUAAGGUUGCACUUGGCUCAAGCAACCGAGUACAGUAAUUUUUUACAAAUGUAUAAAACCAGUGAUGAUGGGUCUAAACUUCAGGGUAAAAAUUUUAAAAGGUUUGUUUUGGGCAAAAUUAGCAUCAAAUGCAAUUGUUUUCCCAAUUUGCUUUACAAAUUCAGUGAUCAAAUUUCUUUUCCAGUUACAUUGUACCUGCUUGAAACUGUUGUCGAAGUGUCAAUGGACAAAGUUUUAUUUUGCUGUGCAAAUGCAUUGGAGGUUAAGUAAGGAGGUUAAUCAGCAAAACGUUCUUUGCUUAUCUCAACACACAGAAAUCUCCAUUCAAAUUGAACCACCCUACCCCCAGAUGGUUAGACAUUACAUACAAUCCUGAUCCCUAAAAGUGUCUUUUGGAAUGAUGUGGAACUGAAGAGAAAUCAAGUAAAAUUUUCAUCAUUUCAUGAAAGCAGCAAGAUUGAAUCUUCUGAAACCAAGAAAGAAGAGUUACCUUUGGGAAUAUAAUUUAUCUUUUUUCUUGUAAAUGGGAAGCAGGCAAGACCAGUAUUUGUUGUGCAGGUUUAAUUGCCUCAAAAAAGGAGAUAGAAAUAGGUCUAUUCAACUGCUCCAGUCAUAUGGCGAAGGUCCUCUCACAGUGCGGAUUUGUAAGAAGUUCCAGUGAUGAAGAAAGAACUUUGGUAUAGCUCCAUGUGUGUGCCUUGGAAUGAAGCUGACAGACAGUGGUGUUCUCAUACAUGCCAUACAGUCACCUGGAUUGAAAACUUGCUGUUUCAAGAAAUGUCAUAGGAACUUGGGCAAGUUGUCGUAGUCCACCUUGUGGAUGGCAUACGAUGUAGCUAAGGUGCGCAGGUGGUGGUGAAAGUGAGUGGUUAAGGUGAAUUUGGGUUGGUGAUGAUAAAAUCAACUUCGGCAUCAAGCUACUGAAAUGGAAGUGAAGUUGCAUCUAUCCAGCCAAAUGUAGAAGUUUUUAUUUACAAACCUGAACUUUUGGUUAAAUGGGGGUAAUGGCUUUGAGAGGGUCAGGGAGAAUCAUUGAUUGUCCGAAGCACAAUAUUUCAGGGGCUGUUUAGUUACGUUUCUGGAUUAUGAUCAUCUCUGGGGUGUAGAUGGCUAAGGAUUCGAUAAUGAUCAUGCUAUAUAAUGCCAUGAAAAGGUGGUUUUGGUAAAGUUCAUUGUUAAAAACAGUUCAAAACAUCUCUAUAUACUAUGUUAUGUUUUGGAUAAACGUUGAUUCAUUGUACAUAAAUGUCUGUGAAAAUAUCCUCCAUUAUUAAGGCUGAGCUGAUACUUGUUCUAGUGUUUCUGUUUUGAACUUGUGUUUUUAAGUAGUAAGUUCCUCAAAUUCCAUAAUUGUCUCUGUGAUCGUAGAAGAAGCAAACAUAACAAGUUUGAUUACCCAUCCAUCACACUUGUGAUGGCUGCUAUAAAAUUGCUCCAUUUUUCUUUCAUUUGUACUUAACUGGUUCUGGAACAAUCCUUAAAAAACCACAGAAACACCCAAUGUUUUGUGCCCUGAAAUCUGUGCAGCUGAUGUCUGAGUAUAACCAUAAACUGCAAAGAUCUGACUGAUGUUGACCAGGACUCACGGCUUUGUUAAUGUUCUGCUUAGAACAAAAGCAGUGAUAUUCUUGAAUGCUCUGAGAUAAGGUUAAGUAAGGUUUGGAGAAAUAUGUACACUAUGAAUGACUUUUCCCCUUUAAUUUUUGUUCUCUCUCCUUCCUUUCUCUUCUAAUAGCUCUUGAGAUAAAGUUUUCUUCGUUGACAAAGCACAAGAGUUUGAAACAAAGCAAUGGCAAGAGGCAGAAGUCAGUUGCCGUGACUUUGUGCUUCGGGCCAGCUGAAUCGAUGCCUGGCUUUACUUGGUGGACCGUCCUUCAUAUGUCAAACACCAUUUUCCUGCUAUCUUCCCCAAGUCCUUUGAUGCCUUUCAUAUCCAGCAAUGCAACGACCUCUGCUUUGAAUGAACUUCAUGUACCUCCAGUGCAGAGAAUGCCAAAAGUUCAUCACCCUUAUUAAUGAAGAAUUUUCUCUUCAUUUGAGACCUAAAUGGUCUUCUCUCUAUUUUAAAACUGUAUCCCUCUAGUCGUUAGAGUCCCUAGCCAGGGGAACGUCCUCCCAUAUCUACCCUGUCAAGCUAUUUUGAAACUUGGACUGCAGUCAAUACUAGUGUUGAAAAUAAUUCCUAGAGUUCAUUAAUGAAGUUCAUCCAAACUGAUUCCACAAAAUCACAUUGUUGUAUAAGUCUGACUUACUCAUCUUGGACAGUCCCUUGGAGCUGAAGGGUGAUUUGCUUCCACUCCAUUUUGGGAAGAUACCCAUACGUGUAUUAUUUUCAUGUGGAGUGGCUGUUGUACCCCAACUACCACAUGGUUGUGACAGAGUAAGAUAUUGCCUCAGUGACAAUUGGAGUUGUACUGCACUGAAUUUGUACACCUGUACAUGGACAUAGACAUAGCUACAACCAUCUGCUCAACCCUCAUACUCACCCACCCUAAUUUACAUUAAUUACCUUCAUCUCAUUCACCACCUUCCCUCUUAGCCUCUUCUUUCCUCAUUCCCUUCUUGCUUCCUCCACUCUUUCACCUCGUUAAAAUGGUUGCCCCCUGGUGCUCUGUGUAUGGGGUGGUGGGUUCCAGAGAAUGAUUUCCCAGCCCACUGAGAUGGAUUCAAUCCCUUGGAAGUGGGAGCAGCUCACUUCACCACUAGCUUCUCUGAUGUCCUGGCAGAGACAAGGGUUCGCUACCAAUUAGUUUAUAGAACAUAGCUGAUUACAGAAAGGAACGGGCCCUUUGGCUUUCGAUGUCUGUACUGAACAAAAUGCCAUGCUAAAGAAAAUCUCUUCGAUCCAUAUCCCUCCAUCCUGCAUAUUCAUGUGGCUUAUCUAAAACCUCUCAAAACUUCACACGAUCUAAAAGCUGAUCCCUGAAAGUCCAUGAGCAAAAUAACGAUGGCAACAAACACUGUUAGUAAUUUAGAUUAUGAGAACACUCAGUCCUCUUUUAUUGUCAUUUAGAAAUGCAUGCAUUAAGAAAUGAUACAAUGUUCCUCCAGAGUGAUAGCACAGAAAACAGGACACACCAAAGACUAACACUGACAGAACCACAUAAUUAUAACAUACAGUUACAGCAGUGCAAAGCAAUACUAUAAUUUGAUGAAGAACAAACCAUGGGCACGGUAAACAAAGCUUCAAAAGUCCCCGAGUCCCUGAUAGCAGACGGCAAAAGGGAGAAACUCCCUGCCAUAAACCUCCAGGCACCGUCAACUUGCCGAUGCCUUGGAAGCAGCCGACACUGAGUCCAUCCGUCCAAAAACUUCGAGCUUCUGACCAGCCUCUGGAGCGCCAUCCUCUGCCAAGCACCUUCAACCUCGCCCCGGCCACUAAAACACGCAAAGCCGAGGAUUUCGGGGCCUUCUGCUCCGGAGAUUCUGGUUACCACACAGUAGCAGACAAAUUUAGCCAAAUCUAUCUGCUGAGAUGAUAAAAACUCAUGGGGGGAAAUACUCCUUUGUAUUUGGUGUAACACCAGGCCGUUUGUGGGCUUUGAGAAAAUAAAGAAUGAUUUCAAAUGCAAUGUAAAAAUUUUUUAAAGCAGAAGAUUGCAAAUGCUGGAAAUCUGAAAGCAGCAUCUGUUGAAAAGAGAAAAAGAGUUAACGUGAACCAUCUCAAGGUUUUCACUGCCUUUAUUUACUGCCCCCUUGUUCCUGAACUUCAAAUUCAGAUUUAUUUACCACAUAUGCAUUGAAACAUACGGCGAAAUGCGUCCUUUGCAUUAACAACCAACAUAUUCAUGGAUAUGGUGGGUCCAGCCUGCAGGUGUCACUACACAUUCCAAAGCAAGCCCAUUUUCCAGCCUACCCCCCAUUCACACAUGCAGGACAUGUCUCUGGGCCUCCAGUCUUUGGCUCCAGAACUUGCAGCACUCUUCUCAGCAAGGAAGGACUAGAACCAGUAUUGCUAUCAAAUCAUUGGUGUCAUUGCUGACCUCUAUUUAUCAGAUACUGAACAUUAGCUUCUUGCACCUCUAGACCUGUCAUGAGCCCUGCAGACCUGUUGGAGUGUUGGGCUCCGAGAUUUCUAGAGAACCUGUAUUUUGUCAAUUGUUAGCUCAACUAGAGUUGUUAAGAUCUUGUGCUUUCAGUUUACUGUUAUGAGGUUUACUUUGCCUGGCAUAGGUUUUCCACUUAUGGAUUAUUUAAAAUGGACUCCUGGUUAGCACUUAUCACAGGGUCCUUGUUCUGAGAAUGAUUUGUCUCGUGGCGUUGCUCAGCUGAGCUACCAAUGUUCUGUUGGGAUGGCUAUGGAUAAACUCUUGUUCUUGUUUCUACAUGAGAGUCUGUCGUUCCACCGUACCUGGGUUCGGCCAACGCACACUGUGACAAGACCAUGAACCCAGUCGCCAAUACAGAUACAGAUUUUGUUUCCCAACAGGAUCUUCCUUCCUCUGUCAUGAUCCACCAACCCACACUUCCCUCCUCUAUUUCCUUGCCAAGAUCCACUCGCAGGACUGCCCUGGUGGACCUGCCUUCCCUUGCCCCAGAGAUUUCAAUUCUUCCUACCUUUUUCCAGAUUUUUCUCUCUUUGAGCACUUUCCAUCAUCUGUGAAGAUUCCUGGUCCAGAUUUGUUCAUUUCUAUUCUGGAUGAUCAACCCUUCUACACACUCCCACACAAUGACAAAUUGAGGGUCCUCCUCCUACAAUAUCACCCUCCAUCAACUGGCCGAAAUGUUUUCUCACAAUCAGCAGCUUCUACAGCUCUACUCAUACAGAGUCAGAGCACUACAGCAGGGAAGCAGGCCCUUCAGCCCUUCUAGUCCAUGCAAACUAUUGUUCUGCACCUGGCAUCAUAGCUCUCCCUACCCCUUCCAUCCAUGUACUUGUCCAAACUUCUCUUAAAUGUUGAAAUUGUACCUGCCUCCACCACUUCCGUCGGCAGCUCAUUCUACUCUCCCCAACCUCUGAGUGAAAAAGUUCCCCUUUUUGUUCCACUUAAACAUCUCAUCUUUCACCCUUAACCCAUGACCUCUAGUUCUAGUCUUACCCAACUUCAUUGGAAAAAGUAUAAUUUGAUUUACUCUGUCUAUACCCCUCAUAAUUUGAUAUACCACUAUCAAAUCUCCCCUCAUUCUCCUACACUCCAGAGAAAAGAAGUUCUAACUUAUUCAAACUUUCCCUAUAACUUGAGUCCUCAAAUCCCAGCAACAUCCUUGUAAAUUUUCUCUGUUCUCUUUCAAACUUAUUGAUAUCUUUCCUGUAGGUAGGUGACCAGAACUGCACACAACACUCUAAAUUAAGCCUCACCAGCAUCUUAUACAUUUCAACACAACAUCCUAAUUCCUGUACUCAGUACUUUGAUUUAUGACAGCAAAAUAUGCCAAAAUCUCUCUUUAUGUUUCUACCUACCAGUGUCACCUGUACCUGUUCCCCAAGUUAAAAGUGUUGUCAUAUCCAAGCUAUGCCUGGCUAUAUGUCCUUUGUUUCAUUUCUAUGUAAGGCCAACCUCAUCAUUUUUCUUUUCUCCAGUGCUGAUGCUCUUAGAUUCAGAUUCCAACUUCUCCAUCUCAGGGAAUCAAGAUUGUGCCUUCUUCCAACUAACCAGUUCUGAUAAAAGGUACUCAAGCUGUAAUGUAACGGUCUUCUCUCUCCACUGAUCUAGAUGUUUGCAUCUAUAAUUUUAGCUAAUCACUAGAAAAAGUAGCUGCCCUUAUUUUCCGUUUGAUAUCAGAGUUAUUAACAUCAUUUUUAAAAAUGUUACAAAUUUUAUAAAAUUGUACUUGUGCGAUUUUUCACUAUUUUAUGUAUUUGCCAGCUUUUUAUGCAUUACUAAAAUUAAUAUAUUAAA